UCACUUGCAUCACAUCACCGCUUCGACCUCAACCCUCCUCCACCACCAACUUUUUAUACAAUACCACCGGUCAACACCGCACAGCUUUGACUUGCUCUCCCAGAAGCAUCUAACCACCGCGCGCAGCUUCGGCAUUGUUUUCGCGCUCAUCUGCAACCCCUCACCCCAAACCACACCACCCCCCCCCCCCACCCCCUCACAGCUAGCCACAAGCUCCCCUUCAACAAGGGAGCUUUCCCACUGACUCGCCCAACCUGGCUUCCAACUCUCCCACCGAGGCUGGCAACACCGAAAGCCAGCCUCCCAAAUCCCCCACCUCCCCCACAGGCUCCCAAUCCGAAGCCCUCGCCGCCGCCGCCCGCCUCCACCGACCCAUCAUGCAAUCCCUCCCCGACACCCGCGCCCAGUCCUUUGACGAGAUCUACGGUCCCCCCGAGAACUUUCUCGAGAUCGAAGUCCGCAACCCCCGCACCCACGGCAUCGGUAGGCACAUGUACACCGACUACGAGAUCGUCUGCCGGACCAACAUCCCUGCUUUUAAGCUGAGGCAGUCGACGGUCCGGAGGAGAUACAGCGACUUUGAGUACUUUCGGGAUAUCCUCGAGAGGGAGAGCGCGAGGGUUACGAUCCCGCCGCUGCCGGGGAAGGUGUUUACGAACAGGUUCAGCGAUGACGUGAUUGAGGGCAGGAGGGCCGGGCUGGAGAAGUUUCUGAAGAUUGUGGUUGGCCAUCCGUUGCUGCAGACGGGGAGCAAGGUCCUGGCCGGGUUCGUGCAGGAUCCAAACUGGGAUAGAAACGCCUGGUGACGAGAGGUCUUGGGCCAGCUGGUGAGGACUGACUCGGGUUCUACCGCCACUACCAAUACGACCACGACCGCGACCACGGCAACGACAUUGGAUCAGAUGACGGCUUCGGUUUCUACCCACGGCAGCAGCUUUUCGACGACGGG
Messenger RNA from Podospora pseudocomata, 949 nucleotides. RefSeq names its product SF3a splicing factor complex subunit. The record is from RefSeq and is a predicted model, not a curated record. The transcript is spliced from 2 exons. Gene Ontology annotation, biological process: endocytic recycling; late endosome to Golgi transport. Lineage: Eukaryota; Fungi; Ascomycota; Sordariomycetes; Sordariales; Podosporaceae. Gene Ontology annotation, molecular function: phosphatidylinositol-3-phosphate binding. Gene Ontology annotation, cellular component: early endosome membrane; retromer complex. The coding region runs from base 378 to 806 and encodes 142 amino acids.